UUCAACCCUCGACGAGAUUGGACGUGUUCGAAGAAUCGUAUUGUGCUGUAUCGCGAAUCGGAAACACGAGGAAUCGAGUCCAUUUUCGUUGAACGGUGUUAUUUUGGAAAUUAAGUACCGAAAAGACUAGUAAUUUACUACCUAAAGCAGAAAGAAUAGUUCUCGGUGGAAAAUAAGUUUAACGCGUGCAAGUGUAUGAUUAAAGUUCAUCGGUAGAAAGUGAUUCAUAGCAGCAGCAAAAUUUGCUUUUCUCGAAAGAUUUCCGCCGCCAUUUUUCUUUUGACAUUGUUGGUUGCGGACUGAAUUAAUUAAUAGCAAACUAUUGGGAAGAAUCUCCCGUUAUUUGGAUCUCGAAAACCAUAAAGAUAAGGAGACAGAAACAGUUAAAAACCUAGAAUCCUGAAACAGGUUUCCGAUCGGUCACCGACAUCAACAUCAGGCAGGCAGUCGUCACACAAGCCAUGAAUUCGAUCAGCAAAAUUCACUUCAACAGUUCGACCGGGCUGUCGUUGAAUGACCGAUUUACCUACAUCAGCAAGGUGGCUCCACCGGAAAAAUCUGUUGGCGGAGGAGGAGGAGGAGGUUCAUCGUACAUGCGAAAACGGUCCAACUCGGUCGAUUCGUACGGAGGUGGCCGGAUUGCUCCCGGAACCGGAAGCCGCGGUUCGUUGGCCAAUCGGCAGCUGGUCAGUCAGCUGGAUCGGCGACACGUUAGCCAGAGGACGCCGUUGGCUUUGCGAAAUCGAAACAUCCGUUCCGGGCGGCAGCGCUUGAACCGAAACUUUGCCGCCCGCAAUCAGUUACGUCGAGCAGCCGGCAAUACCCUGAACCUUUCGGGAGGAUCCCGCCGGUUGCAGCGCUCCAACAGCCUGUCGGACAUUGCCACGAUGAAUGCCGACUACGUGGAACGCCAGUCAUUGCGUCGUUCAAAUUCGCAGCUGAGCAUUGCUUCCCGGUUGGGACGUGGCCGCAGUCGAUCACGCGGACGUCCCAUGCAGCGCUCGAAUUCGUCGAUGAAUUUAGAUCGAGGACGCUCCCGCGGACGUUCUCGGUCCCGUUCCCGUACCCGUAUGCCACCGGCCCGUAUGCCACCGGCUCGUUCCCGAUCCCGUGGCAAUCUGUCCAGGGUGGGAUCCCGCGGAUCCGGUUUGAAUAAUCUCAACGGAAAUGGUAAUGGUCGGUCGCGUUCGCGUGGCCGCAUCCCAUUGACCGGUAGACGGCCAGCCAGCCGUGCCGGUGCUGGCCGCGGAAAUAUGCGCUCCGGAAGUGUGAAUGGCCGAUUGGGCUUGAACCGCACCAACCGUCCGUUGCCCAAUGGAGCCCGUGCUGGUCGCGGAGGACGUAUUAUCAAGCGAGGACCGAGGCGAGGAGCCUUAGUUGGUGGACAAGGUGGCCCCAGUGGCCGAGGAAGACCCGGACGCGCACUGCAGAGAGGUGGACCGAAUGCCGGGGGAGCGGCAACCCGUCGUGGGCGAUCCCGCACCAGAGGUCGCGCGGCUUCACAGAACCGUGCCCGCAGUGGCCAACGUCGCGGCCGUAAUGUCUCCCGUGGAAGACGCGCGUCGGCCCCAAACCCGAAGAGCAAGGAAGACCUGGACAAAGAACUGGACCAGUACAUGGCCAACACGAAAUCUUCGCUGGACAAGGAAAUGGACGAGUACAUGAACGGAAUUCACAGCAGCACCAUCUGAGGCAAGCUGGAAGGUUAGACCGGCCGUAGAUGGAAACGAGAUUUUUGGUCGCUACCUGACCUACAGAAGAAGCAAGGAGAAGGAAAAGCGACAAACUAAAACGUGUAUAUCAGAGAUAGAUGUCGAUAAAAAGUAAACUACUAACAUUAGGUGAUAAGAUAUCUCACUUUUUUUUCUUACAUGUAGAAAAGAAACCUUGAACUGCAAAAAGCAACAUUAGAGUUAGUCGAACCUGAAUUUUUACAAAUAACAGUAAUUUAUCGUAUGAUAAUGUGAACUACAAGUGUAAAUAGGAUGAGCAUAUUUUGGUAUGCUGAAAUGCAAAUAAAAAUGUUUUCUUAUGACUGAACUGAAUUAUUUAAAACUAAA
Uranotaenia lowii is the source of this 2060-nucleotide messenger RNA. Its product is annotated as serine/arginine-rich splicing factor 6. The record is from RefSeq and is a predicted model, not a curated record. Lineage: Eukaryota; Metazoa; Arthropoda; Insecta; Diptera; Culicidae. Bases 462 to 1691 code for a protein of 409 amino acids. The transcript is spliced from 6 exons.